Molecule: messenger RNA, 1365 nt
Organism: Rotaria sordida
Lineage: Eukaryota; Metazoa; Rotifera; Eurotatoria; Philodinida; Philodinidae
Source: the annotation of a GenBank genome assembly
AUGAGUAGUAAUCCAGAAGACAAAGAUUAUCUUGAUCAACUCCGUCAUAUAUUUCCAUGGCAUCGAUCAUUUACAACAAAUGAACGAAUUAUAAUUAUACUUUUUGUUAGUACAUUUGUUUCAAUCGUUGGGUGUAUAUUAUUUUGUCUUAUUUGUUCACGAUUUCCUUUACGACGACGAUAUUAUUCAAAAAAGAAAUUAGAUAAAGAACAACAUAUUUUAAUUGCUUCACCAUCAAAAAAAGAUACACUUGUACUUCCACCACCAUAUUAUGAAUCAAUUUUUAAAACAGAUGGAAGAAAAUUAUCAAAUGGAACAGUAUCGGACACUGAUGGUGGACAAUCGAGUGCUAGUACUGAUUAUCUAUCAGUAUUAAAUGAAAAAAUCGCUCGUUCACAACCAGCUCAUUCAUCCCUCUCGAAUGGUGAUACAGUUGUAACAAUAAUUCCUACUUAUCCAUCACCACCAUAUGCUCAAAUCAAUGUUGAAUUUAAUAUUGAUACAACAAAAAAUAUAUUAAUAAUUCAUCUAACAAAUGGUGAACAUUUUUCACUUCAUCCAGCAUUUGAUGAACAAGCUGAAUUUUUUAUUCAUAUACAAUUAUUAAAUAAUAAAAUAUUAAAAAAAUUUCAUGAUGCAAGAAAAAAACGUCGAUCAAGUUUGCAAUUAAGUACAUGGAGAAAACAACAAGAAAAAACGACUGAAAAAUUAUUACGAACAUCAUCAGAUAUAUUGAUAUGUAAUCAAUAUUUACAAUUCGAACUUAAUAAGGAUAAUAUCAAAUCAACAUCUCUUCGUUUUUUACUUUUUUGUAUUGAUCGAUCUGGUAUUCAAGAUUUAAUGUUUGAAUCUGUAAUUCAUUUAAAUGCAUUAAUGAUACCUCAUUAUCAAGAAAUAAUUGAAUUUAAAGAUUUGCCUGAAAUAACUCUUGGAGAAAUAUUUCUUGGCAUAAGUUAUCUUCCAACUGCCGAAAGAUUUACAAUUAAAGUUGAAAAAUUACGUUAUCUUUGUAAAACAGAAAAAGAUCAAAAAAUUGGUGCUCGAUUAAUAGUAACAUUUAUUCAUCAUGGUCGCCGUUUUUUUCAAAAGAAACUAUCAUCUAUUAUUUCUGAUGAAUCACUAACAACAAACCAUAAUAUACAUGAAAUAAACGAAAUUAUUACGCAAAAUAUUCCACAAAAUGAUAUUCAAUCAAUAUAUGUACAUUUUGAACUUAUUAUUCGUAUAUUACAGUCAAGAGAUGAAUCAAUAAUAUCCGGUGGUUCAAUACUUCUCGGUGAACAUACACGAUAUGAAAGUGAAUGGCAAAAAAUACUUGAACAACCUCGACACAUUCAUCUUGGAUGGUAUCAAUUUUUUGGAUAA